Orussus abietinus is the source of this 1990-nucleotide messenger RNA. RefSeq names its product signal recognition particle 54 kDa protein (gene Srp54k). Gene Ontology annotation, molecular function: 7S RNA binding; endoplasmic reticulum signal sequence receptor activity; GTP binding. Gene Ontology annotation, biological process: SRP-dependent cotranslational protein targeting to membrane, translocation; SRP-dependent cotranslational protein targeting to membrane. The record is from RefSeq and is a predicted model, not a curated record. Bases 1 to 1521 code for a protein of 506 amino acids. Lineage: Eukaryota; Metazoa; Arthropoda; Insecta; Hymenoptera; Orussidae. Gene Ontology annotation, cellular component: cytosol; signal recognition particle, endoplasmic reticulum targeting. The transcript is spliced from 9 exons.
AUGGUUUUAGCCGACUUAGGGCGGAAGAUCACCUCCGCCCUGCGAUCCUUGAGCAAUGCUACAGUUAUUAACGAAGAGGUGUUGAACUCUAUGCUUAAGGAAAUAUGUGCGGCGUUACUCGAAGCAGAUGUAAAUAUUCGGCUGGUGAAGAACUUACGAGAGAGCGUCCGGUCGGUCAUCGAUUUCGAGGACAUGGCGGGAGGACUCAACAAACGGAGGAUGAUUCAAAGUGCCGUCUUCAAGGAACUAGUAAAAUUGGUCGAUCCUGGAGUCAAAGCGUACCAACCGGUGAAGGGUCGGCCAAAUGUAAUUAUGUUUGUAGGUUUACAAGGCUCCGGGAAAACAACGACGUGUACCAAGCUUGCCUAUUACUAUCUCAAGAAGAACUGGAAGUCUUGUUUGGUGUGCGCCGACACGUUCCGUGCCGGUGCUUACGAUCAAAUCAAACAGAAUGCAACGAAAGCUAGAAUACCGUUUUAUGGAAGUUAUACAGAAGUGGAUCCCGUGGUGAUAGCUCAAGACGGAGUGGAGAUGUUCAAGAACGAGGGGUACGAAAUUAUUAUCGUGGACACGAGUGGCAGGCAUAAACAAGAAGAAUCGCUGUUUGAAGAAAUGUUGCAAGUCUCCGUCGCAGUGAAACCAGACAAUAUCAUUUUCGUAAUGGAUGCCACAAUAGGUCAGGCUUGCGAAAGUCAAGCGAGAGCAUUCAAGGAGCGUGUCAACAUUGGGUCGGUCAUCAUCACUAAACUGGAUGGACAUGCGAAAGGUGGCGGAGCACUUUCUGCUGUCGCUGCUACACAGAGUCCUAUCAUCUUCAUGGGUACCGGAGAACACAUAGACGACCUCGAGCCUUUCAAAACGAAGCCAUUUAUUAGCAAACUUUUGGGAAUGGGAGACAUCGAGGGCUUAAUCGACAAAGUCAAUGAACUCCACUUGGACGAGAACGAGGAACUACUGGAGAAAAUUAAACACGGUCAUUUCACGUUACGUGACAUGUACGAGCAAUUCCAGAAUAUCAUGAAAAUGGGACCUUUUUCACAGAUCAUGGGGAUGAUUCCCGGAUUCAGUCAAGACUUCAUGACAAAGGGGACGGAGCAGGAAUCGAUGUCCAGAUUAAGACGUCUAAUGGCAAUCAUGGAUAGUAUGAACGAUGGAGAACUGGACAGCAGGGAUGGAGCGAAAUUGUUCAGCAAACAGCCAGGAAGGAUCGUCAGAGUGGCUCGAGGCUCCGGAGUGACGGAGAAGGAAGUGAAGGACCUGAUAGCUCAAUACACGAAAUUCGCCGCUGUGGUUAAGAAGAUGGGAGGCAUUAAGGGACUCUUCAAAGGUGGUGACAUGGCGAAGAAUGUUAAUCACAUGCAAAUGGCUAAACUUAACCUAGAAAUGGCCAAGAUCAUGGACCCUAGAGUUCUGCACCAAAUGGGGGGCAUGUCGGGUCUGCAGAACAUGAUGAAACAAAUACAACAAGGCGCAGCGGGAGGCCUGGGCAAUCUGGUGGGAGGCUUCGGAGGGAAAUCAUAAACCGGUAAACGUAUUCAUCACUGCUCACAGAAUAAAGGAAUGUUUCAGUACGAAGUAUGUCAUUAACGAGACUUGUCAUCUCUGGACAUUUCAUUUAACCGAUUAGCGCCUGUCAGUGCACGAGAUUUCGUGGGACGUGAAAUAGAAUACACUACACGACACACACACACACACAUAUUCAUAUACAUACAUUUGUUGUUAUAUUUAUUCGUGUAUAGAAUAUAUUGUGAGAUAAUUUGUUACAUUUAAUCUGUAAAGGGGGUCCCGGCGCUAAUAGGUUAACUGCGUUUAGAGGUUAGGUUAACUGCGUCAGUGGUCGAUUAAUGUCAGUCUCGAACGAGGCUCUUGAGACCAACUGCGAUUCGUAACUCUUUUCAUCCAUUUUAUAAAGGGUCUGGUUGUACUUCAUGACGGUCCCUCGUAACCGUUGAGGACCAAAAUAAUAAAAUGAUCGGCUGCCAAUUAUUAA